UGCCUAUGACGUCACUGCCAAGCGUCGGAAGUAGCGCGUUGGCGGGGCGUCGAGCUUCCGGUCGGUGUCUCUCCGGCGCGUAGAGGGGGUGGAAGCGACGGUGGCGAGAAGCGGGAAGUGCCUUUUUAAACGCAAAUGGGUGAUGAAAAGGAAUCUUGGAAGGUGAAAACGUUAGAUGAAAUUCUUCAGGAGAAGAAGCGACGCAAGGAGCAAGAAGAGAAGGCAGACAACAAGCGACUCAAAAAUUCUGAUGAUCGGGAUUCCAAGCGAGAUUCCCUUGAAGAGGGGGAGUUGAGAGAUCACCGCAUGGAGAUCACAAUCAGGAAUUCCCCUUACCGGAGGGAAGAUUCCAUGGAAGAUCGGGGAGAAGAAGACGACUCCUUGGCCAUCAAACCACCCCAGCAGAUGUCCCGAAAGGAGAAGGCCCACCACAGAAAGGAUGAGAAGAGGAAAGAGAAGAGGCGACACCGCAGCCACUCGGCCGAAGGGAAACACGCUCGGGUAAAAGAGAAGGAGCGUGAGCAUGAACGCAGGAAAAGGCACAGAGAAGAGCAGGAUAAGGCCCGCCGUGAAUGGGAGAGGCAGAAACGGAGGGAGAUGGCCCGGGAGCAUUCCCGGAGAGAGAGGGACCGGCUAGAGCAACUUGAACGGAAGCGGGAGAGAGAGCGGAAAAUGAGAGAGCAGCAGAAGGAGCAACGGGAGAUCAAGGAAAGGGAGAGGCGAGCGGAGGAGAGGCGGAAAGAACGGGAAGCCAGACGAGAGAUUUCUGCCCAUCACCGAACGGUGAGAGAGGAGUACAGUGAGAAAGUCCGCAUUUGGAGCCGAAGCCCCAUCCGGCAACAGAGAGAAAAGCUGGAACAAGGAGAAAUCCGAAAGACAGUGAAAGACGAAAAGCCGGAGGAGAAAGACCCACUUUCCGACCUCCAGGACAUCAGCGACAGUGAGAAAAAAACCAGCUCAGCAGAAACAUCAUCAGGGGAAUCGGCUUCUGGUUCAGAAGAGGAGGAGGAGGAAGAAGAGGAAGAAGAAGAGGAGGAAUCUAGCAGUGAAGAGUCAGAAGAGGAGGAGGAGGAGGAAGAGGAAGAGGAGGAGGAAGAGACAGGAAGCAACUCCGAAGAAGUGUCCGAACAGUCAGCGGAGGAGGUGAGCGAGGAUGAAAUGAGUGAAGAGGAGGAACGGGAGAAUGGAGACCACAUUCCAGUUGUUACAGAGUCAAGGUUUGAUCGGGAUUCUGCAGGCAGCGAAGGAGAGGAGGAAGAAGCCGGAGAGGGGACGCCACAGUCUAACGCCAUGACGGAAGGCGAUUACCUUCCCGACUCUCCUGUGUCGUCACCGGUGGAGCUGAAGCAAGAACUACCCAAGUAUCUGCCAGCCCUUCAGGGUUGUCGUAGCGUGGAGGAAUUUCAGUGCCUGAACCGGAUCGAGGAGGGAACAUACGGGGUCGUCUACAGAGCCAAAGACAAAAAGACAGACGAGAUUGUGGCGCUGAAGCGGCUGAAGAUGGAGAAGGAGAAAGAAGGGUUCCCCAUUACGUCGUUAAGGGAGAUCAACACCAUCUUGAAAGCUCAGCAUCCGAACAUCGUCACGGUCAGGGAGAUCGUCGUUGGCAGCAACAUGGACAAGAUCUACAUUGUAAUGAAUUAUGUAGAGCAUGACCUCAAGAGCCUGAUGGAGACCAUGAAGCAGCCCUUCCUACCAGGUGAAGUGAAAACCUUGAUGAUUCAGCUCUUGCGGGGGGUCAAGCACCUUCACGACAACUGGAUCCUUCACCGAGAUUUGAAAACGUCCAAUCUGUUGUUGAGUCACGCUGGCAUUUUAAAAGUUGGAGACUUUGGCCUGGCUCGGGAAUACGGCUCGCCUCUGAAGCCCUACACUCCUGUGGUCGUGACGUUGUGGUACAGAGCCCCCGAACUGUUGCUCGGAGCUAAGGAAUAUUCAACAGCCAUUGAUAUGUGGUCGGUGGGUUGCAUAUUCGGCGAGCUGCUAACCCAGAAGCCUCUUUUUCCAGGGAAAUCAGAAAUAGACCAAAUUAACAAAGUAUUCAAGGACUUGGGAACCCCUAGUGAGAAAAUCUGGCCAGGGUACAAUGAGCUGCCGGCCGUGAAGAAGAUGACUUUCACAGAGUAUCCGUACAACAACCUUCGUAAGCGGUUUGGGGCCCUCCUCUCAGACCAAGGAUUUGAUCUCAUGAACAAAUUCCUGACCUAUUACCCAGUCAGAAGGAUCACAGCUGAGGAUGGCUUGAAACACGAGUAUUUCAGAGAGACGCCCCUUCCCAUCGACCCAUCCAUGUUUCCCACGUGGCCGGCCAAAAGCGAACAGCAAAGAGUGAAACGGGGGACGAGCCCACGGCCGCCAGAAGGGGGACUCGGAUACAGCCAGCUGGGCGACGACGAUUUGAAAGACACGGGUUUCCACCUCACCACCACCAACCAAGGAGCGUCGGCUGCAGGGCCCGGAUUCAGCCUCAAAUUUUGACAGCUGCAUCGGGGGGAAAAAAGACAGGGAAGAGGCAAGACAGCAAAGCGGGGAGGAAGGCUUGCUUUCUCGGUGGGCACCUGCAUUGUUUUGCCCAAGGAACACUUUGCUCCUUCUUCCACCACCCCCCGAAGGACAUUGCCUGGAAGUGGAGGGAUAUGCUCUUGGGCGGAGCUGGUGCGUUUUCCAUUUCAAAGACUAGAAAUGAUCUCAAAAACACCACGAACCCCUUCUGCCCAAAGCAAAACCCCAGCACACUUGAAGGACUCUUUUGGAACUGGUUUCAUUUUUCUUCCUCCUGUUCCUACAUCCCCCCCACCCGCCUGUUUUUGUAUUUAAACGUUCUUCUGAUCAAGGGGUGGGGGCGAGGAUGUCUUUGUACAUUUGUAGAAUAAAACACAAAUCCUUUUCUAAUUGUUCGUCCGGUGUUCAAAGCGACUGUCUCCUCUCCGUUAACUUUGAUACAGAAAGCAACGGGUGCAUCUAGAAAAGAGGUGGUUUUCAGCUUCCCUUUUCUCCGUUUCCAUCGUUAACCUUUUUAAACAACACCCCCCACACACACACACCUGUGAUUGUUUCCCCGGAGUCUCAGUUUUUGAAGCUGAAAGGUUUCGCCGUCGUAGAAAUGUUCAGUCGGCUUAUGUUUCUGAACAAAGUGAUAUUCCGUGGAAAGUAAAGUUAUAGGACACUGGGUGGCGUAUCAAAAAGUCCUAGAAAAUGAGUAGAAUUCAGUGAUCCGUUGUGGAAUGACAGACGGAUUUUUCCAGUCCAAAAAUGGGGAAGAUGAUCCUGUAACUUCAGGAUGUAACGGAAUACACAAAAGCGGCAGCCCAGCAUAGUUUGAUCGUUCUGGGGAGCUGUCGCAUUAACCUUUUCUGGAGCAUUUCAUGCUGUGGCUUUGAACCGUUGACGCUCUGGAUAUUUAGAAUUAUAGUCCUGGAAUCCCUGACAUUUUUUGGGGGGGGGGAGCAGCUACGGUGGCUGGAAAUUCCUAAAGAUGGGGGUCCAGAGCCCGGCAGGGCGGAAGGUUGAGAUCCAUUCUCUGGGAUUCCCAGAGAAGCCAACACUCUUUUCCUUGAUAUUGUUGUUCCGUGGGAUUUUGUACUGAGGAGUUGCGUGGGGGGGGGAAACACCCCUACAUGUUUUCACCCCCUAACCUUGGAAAUGCUUCUCCAAAGCCUGAGUUACUGUCCCUAAGAACUGUUAAGCUGAAAUGUGCUGAUUUUUCCCCAUCCCACCCUUUUGACUCUGGCUUUAUUUCUCCUUGGUAAUCUGGUACUCGUGAGAAAGAUUCCAGGUUUCAUGAAGCCCUGGUUUUGUUGACGGAGGCAUUCCGAACGCUGUAGUCCCUUCCCGGUCUUGAUAUCUCAAGUUACUUUUCCAGAUCGUUUUGUGAUACGAACCGCCAAUGCAACAAAGGUCCAUAAAUCUUCUCCUUUCCCCCACCCCUUCUCCAACCUGCUCUGUGCUUGGCAUUUGAGAUGUUACGUGCCUUAGGUUGCCUUUGGUAGACUCGGCUGAGUUCAGAGGAAGACUUUUCUGUUGUUUUGGAGAUUCACAUCCAUCUCCUUCAUACUCAGGAACCCCAAGUUUUUUCCACUGACUGUGAACCAAGCUGUACCUACCUGUGCUUCUGCCUGCCAUUCGCUACCUUCCCUUUGGCUGUCUUCCUGUAAGUGGCGGGUUUGAGGAAAUGGACGUCCUUGGCCCACCAUCCUGGUGGCGGCGUCCAUUCUCAGGACGUCCAGAUAGCCUGUGACAACACUUUUUAAAGUGCUUUUCUCAUUUUUCCCUUCCAAAAAGUUGAAAUGCUUCCCCAAAGAGAUGUUGGCGGUAUGUACAGAUAAGAGGUUUUGAUAUAUAUAUAUUGGACAUCAAGUGCUAUCAUUCUUCAAUCUUGGCCAUUCGACCUAUCCUAUAGCACCUUAAAAACGCCGGACCAUGAAGCAUCCGGGAGAAGGACCUAAAGUCAGAUGUCUGGGGGGCUUAGUUUAGCUUUUCUCUUUCCAGCUUCCAGCUCAGAAAAAAAGAAGCUCCCAGCUAGCAGUGGGGCAGGAACAGGAAGCUCGGCCCAGCUCGGCCUCAAAGGCUUCCCAAUUAGGCCUUUCUUGCAGGCGAGCCGCACUCCGAUAAAGGGCCGGCAAGAUAGGUAAAACUCCCAGAAUGGAGACUUAACGGUAUUUGUAAUCAAGAAACGUUGAAAACGUCAUCAGUAGUAGUAAGUGCUUUAAGUU
Pogona vitticeps (central bearded dragon) is the source of this 4712-nucleotide messenger RNA. Its product is annotated as cyclin-dependent kinase 11B. Gene Ontology annotation, molecular function: ATP binding; protein serine/threonine kinase activity. The record is from RefSeq and is a predicted model, not a curated record. NCBI's taxonomy places the organism in Eukaryota, Metazoa, Chordata, Lepidosauria, Squamata, Agamidae. Gene Ontology annotation, biological process: regulation of mitotic cell cycle; protein phosphorylation. Gene Ontology annotation, cellular component: nucleus.